GGCCCCUGGCAGCCAAAAUGAAGUCUCUGCUGUCUGUGUGCUGCGUGCUGUCUCUGCUGGCCCUGUCUGCUGCAGGGUCCUCCGUCCACAAUGAGGAGCCUCUGGUGCAUCUGCAGCUCCAGCAGCCGGAGGGAGACCUCUUCUCCUGUGGAUGUGACACAACAGAGGAGCACAGCAGCCAAAGCUCCUCCAAUGACACCCCGGCCCCUGAGAGGGCCCUGUGCCAGCCCUGCACACCUCCAUCAGCUGUAGAUACUGAGGAAGAGCCAGCAGUAGCCUCAGAGCAUGAAGAAGAGGAGGGGGAGGCAGCUCCUGUGGAGGAGGAUGCUUCCAGAGAGGAGGUAACAAGUGAUGGACAGGAAGAGGAAGUAGCAUCUGAGGCUGCGGUUGAGGAGGAGGAAGAGGAAGAGGUAGCUGUUGAGGUUGCAUCAUCUGAAGUUGAGGAAGAGGAGGAGAACAUUGAGGAAGGAGAGGAAGAAGGUGAACCUCAGGAGGAAGUUGCUGCUGAAGAAACAGUUGAGGAACCAGAAGACACACAGGAUGAGACAGAAGCAGCCGCUGAGGAGGAGAGUGUGGAAUCUCCUGAGGAUGCAACUGAGGAGGGGGUUGCAGAGGCUGAACCAGAACCAGAACCAGCUGAGCUUCCUCAAACAGACUCAGACCUUGAAGAAACCGAGGCAGAAGUGAUUGCAGAGCCUGAACCAGAACCAGAGGUGACUGCAGAGCCUGAACCAGAACCAGAGGAGGUUGCAGAGCCUGAACCAGAACCAGAAGUGAUUGCAGAGCCUGAACCAGAACCUGAGGCAGUUGCAGAGCCUGAACCAGAACCAGAAGUGAUUGCAGAGCCUGAACCGGAACCUGAGGCGGUUGCAGAGCCUGCACCAGAACCAGAAGUGAUUGCAGAGCCUGAACCAGAACCAGAAGUGAUUGCAGAGCCUGAACCGGAACCUGAGGCGGUUGCAGAGCCUGAACCAGAACCAGAAGUGAUUGCAGAGCCUGAACCGGAACCAGAGGUGGUUGUAGAGCCAGAACCAGAAGUCAUUUCAGAGCCUGAACCAGAACCAGAGGUUGUUGCAGAGCCUGCACCAGAAGUGAUUGCAGAGCCUGAACCAGAACCAGAGGCGGUUGCAGAGCCUGAACCAGAACCAGAAGUGAUUGCAGAGCCUGAACCAGAACCAGAGGCUCUUCCUGAAGUGGAGCCAGAGCCUAUUGUGGAGGAUGUCACACCAGAAUCUGUUGAGGAGGCGGUGGAGGAGGCAUCAGUGGAUGCUGUUGAGGAAGUACCUGCUGUUGCCGAGGAGGUGACGGUGGAGGAGGUGACAGUGGAGGAAGUGACGGUCGAGGAGGUGACGGCGGAGGAGGUGACCGCAGAGAAGCCUGCACAGCUGAAAACCAAAGGGCGCGAGGCAUCAGCCCGUAAACUGAGGGACCGCUCCCACAUCGAGGACACACUGCGAUUGGCUACUGAGGAUCCCUCAGAUGAGUUCUCAGCUGAUAUGAAGAAACUAUUGAGCAUCUACCACAAUGCCAUCAAGCCAAUGGAGCAAGCCUUCAAGUACAACGAGCUCAGGCAGCAUGAAGUCACAGACAGUGAGAUCACCUCCAAGCCCAUGGUUUUGUUCCUGGGACCGUGGAGUGUCGGCAAGUCCUCCAUGAUCAACUACCUUCUGGGUCUCCAUGGUACUCCACAGGAGCUUUACACAGGCGCUGAGCCCACCACCUCAGAGUACACGGUCAUAAUGCACGGGGAGAAGUUCCGCUCCGUAGAGGGCAUCGUCAUGGCAGCAGACAGCUCUCGGUCCUUCUCACCUCUGGAGAAAUUCGGCCAAGGCUUCCUGGAGCGGCUGGUCGGCAUCGAGAUGCCCCACAAGCUGCUGGAGAGGGUCACCUUCGUCGACACGCCCGGCGUCAUUGAAAACCGCAAGCAGCAGGAGAGAGGUUACCCCUACAAUGAUGUGUGCCAGUGGUUCAUCGAUAGAGCGGAUCUGAUCUUCCAGGUGUUCGACCCCACCAAAUUGGACGUGGGCGCGGAACUGGAGAUGCUCUUCAAGCAGAUGAAGGGCCGCGAGUCCCAGAUUCGCCUCAUCCUCAACAAGGCCGACAGUCUCUCCACCCAGAACCUGAUGAGGGUGUACGGGGCUCUGUUCUGGAGCAUGGCGCCGCUGAUGAAAGUCACGGAGCCUCCUCGGGUGUACGUCAGCUCCUUCUGGCCUCAGGACUACGCUGCAGACACCAGCCGGGAGCUCUUCAUGAAGGAGGAGACCUCUCUGCUGGAGGACCUCAACCAGGUGAUUGAGAAUCAGAUGGAGAACAAGAUCGCUUUCAUCCGUCAGCACGGCAUCCGUGUGCGUAUCCACGCCCUGCUGGUGGACCGCUACCUGCAGACCUUCAACGACAAGCUGGGAUGGUUCAGUGACCCCUACGAGGUUUUCCAAGACAUUGUCAGCGACCCCGACAAGUACUACAUCUUCAAAACAAUUCUGGCCAAAACCAACGUCAGCAAGUUUGACCUGCCCAACAAGGAGGCCUACCAGGACUUCUUCGGAGUGAACCCGGUGUCCGGCUUCAAGCAGCUCUCCUCCCACUGCAGCUGGAGCGGAGGCUGUCUGCUGGAGAAGCUGGAGAGGGCCAUCUCACACGAGCUCCCCGCUCUGCUCAGCAGCGUCAGCAAGGCCGCAGACAAGCCUGCCCCAGUGAAGGCUGCACCCGCACCUCCACCCCCCCUCCCCGGCACCUGUGAGGGUCCCGGGUGUGAGGAGAAACCCAAGAACCGCUGGAGGAAGCAGUGAGAUGUAGGAGAGGGGUGCAGGAGGAGGAACAGAGGAGGCAGGAACCAGAGGGUUUUCUGAAGUGAUCCUCACUGCUGUGAUUUUCAGAACUGGGUAUAGGGAGACCAUGUGGGGAGAGAGAAAGAGAAUCAAUGUGGGUCAGAAUACUUCUUUCUGCCUGUUUUUACCUGGAUGGAGUACCAAAUAGAUUAUGACAGUUCAAAUUCAUUGUAUACCGAAAGUUAUACCCCAAGUGAUUUUCACCUACUUUUCAUCAACCAUCUAGUGCACAUUGUCCUGUAAGACACCUUCUGGUAUUAAGAUCAAAUUAAGGUCAAAACUAAAAGUAAAAAGUGACAUAUUGUGGGAGUUUGGAUGGAAAUAAAAAUAGUAAAAGAGGCCUCAAGUCAACUUUCCAUCUGAAGCUAUUGCUGUCUGCAAAAUGUGAGGAAUGUCUGCAGGAGAAACAAACUUCCCAAUCAUUACACCAGGAAAAUCCCAGACCUCUAUUUCCUUUGUUACCUUCCAUGUUAAUGAAAUCUGAGAAUGAAUGUUUUUCUCACUGUUUUUAAGUUUGUACAUUAUUUAUUCAAGUGUUCUCCUUCUAAAACAGAUGCUGGUAGCGGUUGUCAUUCACCAGUCAUACAGUUGAUGCUGCAACUCUUUUGUCUGCUGUGUUGUUUGCGAGGGCGGAAGAUUGAGUUUCAACUGCUGUGUUUUUACAGUUAAACCAGGGUAGGUUAUUACCGCUUCAGGAAGCUUAUUUGUUUUCAUAGGUGGGAGAAUACAAUAGAAAGAAGCUUGCUCUCGCAGUCGUUUAUUGAGCAAACCCAUGUUUAAUCCCCACAUUACUGCAUACUGUACUGUUUUCUUUAUUGUACUAUUCUACGUUAAUAGUAACAUCUUUUAUUUCAGCAUUUCUCAUUCAUGAGACUGAAUUGACUGAAUACAACCAUGGUGUCAUUGAAGCGUAGCUUUUAUUUUAUUUGAGUUUGCAUUUAAUGCCUCUGCCCUCUGAAUUGUUGCUAGUUUUACCUGAACGCGGCGGCAUACCACACGGGCAUUUCCUUUGAAUAUUGUAAUCAUUUUCUUUUUCUUUUAGGUCUGUUUGUAAAAUUCCUUCUUUUGAGUAAACAACAACAAAAAUGAA
Gymnodraco acuticeps is the source of this 3918-nucleotide messenger RNA. Its product is annotated as sarcalumenin-like. NCBI's taxonomy places the organism in Eukaryota, Metazoa, Chordata, Actinopteri, Perciformes, Bathydraconidae. The coding region runs from base 18 to 2789 and encodes 923 amino acids. The transcript has 8 exons. The record is from RefSeq and is a predicted model, not a curated record. Gene Ontology annotation, molecular function: GTP binding.